Molecule: messenger RNA, 2733 nt
Organism: Pygoscelis adeliae (Adelie penguin)
Lineage: Eukaryota; Metazoa; Chordata; Aves; Sphenisciformes; Spheniscidae
Gene: RAB14
Product: RAB14, member RAS oncogene family
Exons: 8
Coding region: 126-773 (215 amino acids)
Biological process (GO): phagosome maturation; Golgi to endosome transport; defense response to bacterium
Cellular component (GO): recycling endosome; Golgi apparatus; trans-Golgi network
Molecular function (GO): GTPase activity; GTP binding
Source: RefSeq, a predicted model, not a curated record
ACUGUGAGAUCCUUUCCCGUUGCAUAUCCUUGAGGAAAGAACACCUGGAUGGCCAGAUGAAAUACAAAAUGUCUCUUGCUUCAGAGUAACUAAACAGUGGUCCUCUGGCUGCAGAGUGUGCCACAAUGGCAACUGCACCUUACAACUAUUCCUACAUCUUUAAGUACAUCAUUAUUGGGGACAUGGGUGUAGGAAAGUCCUGUUUGCUUCAUCAAUUUACAGAAAAGAAGUUUAUGGCGGACUGUCCCCACACAAUUGGUGUUGAAUUUGGCACAAGAAUAAUUGAAGUUAGUGGCCAAAAAAUUAAACUACAGAUUUGGGAUACAGCAGGACAAGAGAGAUUCAGGGCUGUCACACGAAGCUACUACAGAGGAGCAGCAGGAGCUCUCAUGGUCUACGACAUUACCAGAAGAAGUACGUAUAAUCACUUAAGCAGCUGGCUGACAGAUGCAAGGAACCUCACCAAUCCAAAUACUGUGAUAAUCCUCAUAGGAAAUAAAGCAGAUCUGGAAGCACAGAGGGAUGUUACAUAUGAAGAAGCCAAACAAUUUGCUGAAGAAAAUGGUUUAUUGUUCCUUGAAGCAAGUGCAAAAACCGGAGAGAACGUUGAGGAUGCAUUCCUGGAGGCUGCCAAGAAAAUCUACCAGAAUAUCCAAGACGGAAGCCUGGAUCUGAAUGCUGCAGAAUCGGGUGUACAGCACAAACCGUCAGCUCCGCAGGGGGGGCGACUAACCAGUGAACCCCAGCCCCAGAGAGAAGGCUGUGGCUGCUAGUGACCUCUGUUUCGUGGCUCCAUUUCUGACCUUUCACCUCUGUCUGUUGGAAGCGGUGCUUUUGACUGCUUCCCUGUCUUCUGUACAUCUUACUGGGUUUAAUUAAAACUCUGAGACGAGUUUAACACAGUACUAAACUGCUAAACAACUUUAGAUGUAAUCAGGUUAUCAAAGGCAAGUAGAGUAAUAAAACCUCUCCUGCAUGGUAAAUCUAGAAGUUUUUUUUUUCCUUGAUUGUCCUUGUGAUAGUGUCACCGAUACAUAAUUUAAACUGAGCACUGAUGCUGGACUCAUGAUUUUACACGUUUGCAGGGCUUUGUCUUGUACGGUUUAAUUUUAUGGUUCUUUGGCCUUUCUUCCCCACCUCUACGGUUUAGAGCUGUCCGUAGUAAAGGAUAAGUUUUUGCUGUGAAAUGACUUCGACGGCAGCGAGGGGCUCUGUACCAAUGUGCUUUUGUUGAAAGAAUUCCCUGGGGUGCGUAUGGGGGUAGGGGUGGGCUGGCGCGGGAGCGUACAACUUGCACAGGGAAACAAUCCAUUCGUUCGUGUGCUCAUAGCUUUACGUCAUUUUUUUGCCACUUUUAUCCUUUACAUUUGUUAACAGAACGUAAAUAUGUAUAAAAUUUGAAGGAACUGAGCUAAUGGUUAAAUACAUCCUGUGUAUAUGAUUUUAAUGAAGAAAAUGAUUACUGGCAUUAGAACAGUAUAUAAGAAAAUACCAGUUUGUACAGUAUGACCUAUAUGUGACCACAUUGCCCCCUUAGGACAGAAAUAGGCUUAACCCCUCGUGUCGCCAGUGGCCGUUGUGCUGGGGGAACUCUCAGCCCGACGCAGAAACUAACACUAGUGGAAUCUGUCUUUCACCUUUGCACUGUGGUAUAUCUAUGCCGUUUUAUUAAUCCCGUUCCGUGCAAUCAGCGGUGUGCUAACCUGCUUUUCUCUUCUGUAAGCGUUUUGCAUUAUUGGGCUUCAUCGCCUGCCUUGCAUUGUAUACAAAGGCUGGUUCUCUUGCACAUCUUACGCUUUUAUACCUUUAACUUUUUGAAUGGUCAGAGGCUGAACUGGACGGUCAGAACAACGUGCGUGUGUGUGUGUGCUCUCUAGGGUUUUUUAACUACUGUUGUAUUUUUUUUUUAACAGUCCUGUGUCAGGGUUUCUUUUAAGACUCGGGCUCUUUCACCAAGCCCUUGAGUACGUCCUCCGUGGGGUGACACAGCCUGUAAUGCUCGCGUAGAGGGGAGAUGUCGAGCGGUGACCGUGCACAGGUGGAUGUUCCUGAACUACGUGUGGGGUUUACGGUGGUGUCAGACAGCGAUGCGUGGCUCUACAUGCAGCGCUGCUGUAUUUCACAGGAAGCUUCACUUGGAAAACACUGCAUAUGGCUUAAAAAUGGAAGGGGGUGUAAGUGCUUAACCGUGAUCAGAGGUCCGACCUCAGUCUUACCGCAGCGUUUAAAAUACAAAGUAGUCUUAAAAUCCCUCUCUAGACACUAAAACUAUACAAUGUUCAGACUUGUAAGUAAACAGUGGUACCGAGUAUUGUACAGUCAAUGUUAAAUAAAAGCCAAAACUGGAAUGUGCAGACAAUAGGAUUUGGGUAACUUGUGCACUGUCCCUUUGUUUUGUCUGGUUAGUCCUUUUUUUAACUAAUAUUCUUAAGUAGAUGGGUAUGUUCAAGAUCUACAGCUAAUGCAUCCUGCUAAAACCGAGGUUGCACCACCAAGGGUUUGCCCAGGGACCACGACCUGCUGCUGAUGUGAAGUAAAUGCUGACGUGAAGUAACUGUUCUAAUGAUGACAGCUUGUUGAGGUGCAAUACCUGUACUCCCAGAGUAAGUGACAGUAGUAGGUCUUAUUGUUUCUGUCACAGAGAGGAUUUGUUCGGACUGCUGUACUCCUCAUUUGAUGUAACAAUGCUAUUAAUCUAAAUAUUUGUAAAUAAAGUACCUGUAUCUAGAUAAA